AUGGAAGGUGCGCACUUCGCAGGGGACCAUGCACAUCCCUGCCCGCCUUUGUGGUUAUUUAUUACCUUCAGCUGCGGUAGGUGAGCUGCGCCAGGAGUUGUUGGGGGCGAGAGAGGCUGUGCAGAUGGCACUAGAGGAAUCCAAUCAAUACAGACAAAACAAAAAGGUCAAGCAGCAAACAACCAAAAAUGUCGUGCCCAUCAAUCCACAACGCAUACGGAGUCUCCCUUCCUUCCUGUGUUACCUGCAUACAGGAUUUGGAUGUCGAGCAUGCUCGUGUGUGUAGUGAGAAUGGCGAGCUGCUGGCCGCCAAGAAGGCUUUAGAGGGUGAGACAUGCACCAAUCCAUAAGGCUGUUGACCGACUGAUCACCAACGGUCGUCCUCAGACGGUCGCAAGCGGUUCGAGGCGGGAUGCAGCGACAACCAGGCCCAGUUGCGAGCACGUGUUGCCGCGCUGCAAAAUGAGAAGCAGGUAAGAGGACAUGCACGCAUCCGCUUCUCGUCACGCAUCCUUGCGGUAUGUGUCAGGCUGUCGAGUCAAAAGGGAAGGUCGGCCCACCCACAGCUAAGAAGAGUACGGACAGAGAAGCAGCCACGAAGAGAAAGGGGCGGAGUGGAGCUCCAGAAACCACCCAGGAGUGCACUUUCAAGCCGCGGAUAUGCAACAAAGCUACGGAGAAGAUGACGAGAGGCCGUAACCCAAAGGUCAGCAACCCAGCAACAACGGAUAGAUCACAUCAGUCCGCAAUGUUUGGAUGUCGGUUUGCAGAACGUCUUCGACAGACUAUAUGGGCUGGCGCAACAGAAACGAAAGAUCAAAUCAUGAGACAUGUACGGUGAUAGGCAUGUGAAGACCUCU
Messenger RNA from Vitrella brassicaformis, 860 nucleotides. NCBI's taxonomy places the organism in Eukaryota, Vitrellaceae. The record is from the annotation of a GenBank genome assembly.